CCCCCGGGCCUUCGUUUGGGGAUCCUGCCCUGGGCUCUCCAUAAAGAGUUGAGGAGGGGAGAGUAUUCCUCCUCUUCACGAGGUUUCAUACAGAUGUUGAACAACCCCACAUUAAAGGCUCCCCAUAGCUGAAAAGCCCCCCCAAGCAACCCCCUCUGGGAAUGCCCAUCCCAGUAGGACCAGGACCAGCGCAAAGGGGAGUCACCCACCCCUAACUGGGACAGAGAGGUUGAGGGGAAUUAACAAGGCCAUGUUUCCCAUUAUGUGUCUCUCUGGACAGAGGUCAUCAUACAGGGUCAUCAUACAGGGUUUCAAGGGAAUCGGUUUCCUCUAAGAGCACCUGCAUCUGGUCCGUUACCCCCCCCCCCCCAAAAAAAAAAAGAAUCUAGAAUUUUGCUCAGAAAAGGGGGGUUAGCAGCUGGCCAGUAGUUAGUUCAAUUUUCUGAGCAUGUAGGUUUUUCAGGGAAUGUUUUACUUCUCCUGAUGGUGUUUCAAUUUUACAACAGAGCAACACAUUUGCUUUUGUAGGAUUUGCUGGCACCUCUGAUUCGCACAGACAGAACCUGGCAGAAGACCAAGGGAUUCCCUCCGAUCUCUUGGAGGCUUCCUGAGAGCCCAGAUGGAGGAGCAAGACUCAGCUGGCCCUGAAGCGGGAAGAAGCCAUGCCAUCCAAACUGAGAAAAGUGGGGGAUUCUGGGAAAACCCCAUGCAAAGGAUCCUGGGUGAGGAAGACACUCUUUGCUCCGAUGUGCAGAGCCAACAGUUCAGGCAGUUCUGCUACCAGGAGGCCGAAGGACCCCGAGAGGUUUGCAGCCGACUCUACCGCCUUUUCCGUCAGUGGCUGAAGCCAGAAAGGCACACGAAAGCUGAGAUGCUGGACCUGGUGAUCUUGGAGCAGUUCCUGGCUGUCCUUCCCCCGGAGAUAGAGAGCUGGGUGAUGGAAUGUGGAGCAGAGACCAGUUCCCAGGCGGUGGCUCUGGCUGAAGGUUUCCUCCUGAGUCAGGCAGAGGAGAGGAAGCAGGAAGAGAGAAAGCAGGGAAAGAAUCUGCUUGUAGAAAUGGGUCCCGAUUCCCCUCUGGCAGAGAGGACUCUGUUGGACACCAGAGAGAGACCACUGGGUGAGGGAACAAUGGCAUCAAGACCUCCUCCUCCCUCUUUUCAUGGUGGUGAAGGGGAAGCAGCGGCUGUGGAACCAGAUCAGGCUCCAGUGUGCUUUGAAGAUGUCGCUGUUCGUUUCUCAGACGAGGAACGGGUGUUGCUGGAUCCUGACCAGAGAGCUCUGCAUAAGGAAGUCAUGGAGGAGUAUCGUGGGAUCCUGGACUCUCUCAGUAAGGCUCCCUGCUGGAUCACAAUAUCUGUUUUGAAAUUCCAUGCGUAGCUCUAUGUGAUGAACCGCUAUCACAGUGGCCGGAGCAGGCUACUUCAGAGUAACGACGCUACACAGCUCUGCAUUUUAUUCUUUUAUUGGUGCUGCGUAUUUACAGUGCUGAAGUCAUUGCUAUUUACACGGAGCGAUGUGGUCAUUCGGUUUCAGAACCUCCGAAUGGCUUUU
Zootoca vivipara (common lizard) is the source of this 1552-nucleotide messenger RNA. The record is from RefSeq and is a predicted model, not a curated record. NCBI's taxonomy places the organism in Eukaryota, Metazoa, Chordata, Lepidosauria, Squamata, Lacertidae.